CUAAUAAUAGCUCUCUGAUCCUGUGGCUGUUGUCAGUGUGUGAGUGUGGAUCUGACUGGAUGGAGACAGGCAGCAGUGGCUCGCAGGUCUGAAGACACAACAGAGGCAGCGAUGAACCGACAAGGUUUUGGUGGUGCUGCAGCGUCCGUGAACUUCUCCACGAGAACACCAGAGACCACCAUCAAUGGACGCCCGCCCUCAGAUCUGACGGAUGAGGAAGUAGACGGUCUACGCUAUGAACUUGCAAAGGCGGAGGAUGAAAUUCAGACUUUGCGGCAGGUGCUUUUGGCCAAAGAAAAAUAUGCCACAGAUGUCAGGAGGCAGCUUGGUUUGAGUCCCAUCGGCAACAUCAAACAGAACCUGUCCAAAGGCUGGCAGGAGGUGCAGACAUCCGGCCCGUAUCUCUCCGCCUCCGCCACCCUGGACGACAUCAGCCGCUCCAACGCGUAUGUGAGGACACGGGACGGUCUCUCUCAAGCAGGACAUGCGACGACCUCUGUGCUGUCCAAUGUGGGCGUGGCCAUCACCAGGAGGCUGGCAGAGAUGAGAGCUCUGCCUCUCCCGAGUCCCCCCCGAAACCUGAGCCACACCAUCAGUGUCCCGAGCAUGAGACACUCGUCUACUUUCAAGUCCUUCGAGGAAAUGGUUGGGACUGUGAAGGAUAAGGUGACGAGUAGCGCAGACAUGUCCGGGUCGGAGAGAAGAUCCUCACGCCACAGCUCAUGA
Pleuronectes platessa (European plaice) is the source of this 726-nucleotide messenger RNA. Its product is annotated as tumor protein D54. Gene Ontology annotation, cellular component: cytoplasm. Lineage: Eukaryota; Metazoa; Chordata; Actinopteri; Pleuronectiformes; Pleuronectidae. The record is from RefSeq and is a predicted model, not a curated record. Bases 112 to 726 code for a protein of 204 amino acids. The transcript has 9 exons.